GCAGUGCAAGAGCGCAUUUCAUCUUGUGUAUAAAUCUACCGGGUGAUCUGCUACCUCGUCUACAGCUUAUCUUACAGCACUGCUACUCGACCAUCCAGCAAGACUGUGUCAACUUCUCCCAACACGACUAAUAUGGCAAGAAACUCUGGCGACUCCGCGUCGAGGUGUUUCCAGUCUGAUUAUGGCUACUACAACAAAUCAGAUUACGCAAUGUACGCCUGCAUGGUGGUCAUGCUCGCAUUGUAUCUCGGUACAGUGAUCGCGCUAUGCGUUGUUCGCCGGAAGACUGGGCCUGGCAAACACCUCAUCGGCAUACCUUACAUGUUGGCCUUGCUGUUUAUGUUUAUCGAACAAGCCCUUGCAUUCAUUUCGGCCACUCUCCUAGCAUGCGAGAUAUCCGUCGAUAUCAGGCGCAUUUACGACACAAACAUCGCAAUCAAUGUGUUUUCCGGCAUCAACACGUUCUUGUUGCUGUUUGUUGUCAUCUACACUCUCAACACUAUGCUGCGCAAACAACUGGGCCACAACCCAUCAUCACUUAGAAUUGCCUUAGGGAUCGACCUCUUCGUUCUAGGCAGUCUCCUCCUCUCUUCUGUCGUCCUAGUGGCCUACCUCUAUUGGCAUUUCAGUAGAGCCUAUUUCCGGGGUUACAUCUCUAUUUCACCUAUGUCUCCUCUAUAUGUGACACUAGCGUUCUCUGCUGUGUUCCUCAUUAGCAUUUUGGCCUCUGGCGCUCUAUCGAUAGCUGCAGCACGGUCCCUCAAGAAGAGAAACAGUGCGAGUAAUUCCUUUGUUGCAUGGAUUGCAGUCUUGAUUGCGUUACUAUUCGGCAAUAGCUUGCUCAAUAUUAUCAUGGACUCGCUCCAGGUGUCGUCCAUUGGUCUUAGAGGGGAUAGUUACGUGGCCAUGGCAUGGAUGUCGAGCAUCUUCCGCGGUUUGGCAUACAUCACCAUCAUUAUCAUUGCCAAGAACCCAGCCUGGAGGUCGAAUAGAGAACAGCCGCAUGCAUACAUCGAUCAGCACGAAGCCCCCGCAUACCAUGGCAUGAGCCAGCGUGUAUGAUAGGCUCACCGAGCGUUCACGAUGUUGAUGACCCCUACAACAGUUAUUUGGUUUGGCUUCCUCGAGCACAGCGUUCCAUUUGUUUAGAUUAGAUACUCAGUCAAAGUACAUAUUUCGGCUCACACGUU
This is a messenger RNA of Boeremia exigua, 1190 nucleotides long. RefSeq lists its product as uncharacterized. The transcript has 3 exons. The coding region runs from base 133 to 1062 and encodes 309 amino acids. The record is from RefSeq and is a predicted model, not a curated record. NCBI's taxonomy places the organism in Eukaryota, Fungi, Ascomycota, Dothideomycetes, Pleosporales, Didymellaceae.